This is a messenger RNA of Camellia sinensis, 1350 nucleotides long. NCBI's taxonomy places the organism in Eukaryota, Viridiplantae, Streptophyta, Magnoliopsida, Ericales, Theaceae. The record is from RefSeq and is a predicted model, not a curated record.
AUGCCUGGAUAUUCUUGUUGUGGUCUACAAAGUGAAGAGGAUUUGGAGAUUAUGGUUGGACUUGCACUUUCUUGUGAUAUUCAUCGUAUUGAUGUUUUUGUACAGUGUUGUUCUUUGGGUGAAGGUUAUAUGAUUUGUGAUGUUGAAGCUAGUAGCAGUAGUAGUGUUGAGUGGGACAAAGGUUUGCUCAAGGAGUUGUUGAAUUUCGAGAUGCGUUGUCAAAUUAAACAUGCUAGGAUGACUUCAAGUAUGAUUGGUGGGCUAAUUUCAAGUGAUAUUCGUGUUGAAAAAGCAAGGGGUCUUGUUUUUGGUGACUAUUCAUCAUCAUUUGACGAUCUUCGUUGGUAUGUUGAUGCCGCUAAUGAUUGUAAUCUGAGGAGUGUUUUUUAUAUGGAAUUUGAUGUUGAUAGUAAAGGAAGACAUUUCGAAUGCUUGUUUUUCGCUUUUGAGGCAUGUAUUCAUGGUUUCAAGUAUUGUCGGCCUGUGUUGAUGCUUGAUGGAACUUUCUCGAAAGGAAGACACAAAGGUUGUUUAUUGGCUGCUACGGCAAAAGAUGGUAACCAAGGUUUAUAUCUGUUAUGUUUUGCUAUUAUUGAUAGUGAAAGUUAUGACAGUUGGCCUUGGUUCUUGUCAAAGUUAUCAGUUAUUUUGACUCCGGAGAGGGAUAUUACGUUUGUUGCUGAUCGACAUGGAGGUUUGCUGAAAGCUUUAGCUGAGGGUCGUUGUGGUCAUAGUGUUGAGAAUCUUCUUGAGGAUUUGUCUAAUGAGUGUUGGUAUAACGCUUAUUUUCAAGGCAAGAGGUAUGGUGAAAUGUGCACAAAUGCUGCAGAAUCUUUUAAUUCAUGGAUUAGGGAUGAACGCCAUUUGUUUUCAACUAGUCUUGUUGAUGCUAUACGGGUGAAACUAAUGGAGCAAUUUUCAAGAAGGAGAGAAGUUGGGAAUAAGUGGAAUCGUAUUGUUUGUCCUUUUGCAAAGAAAAAGUUGGAAGAAACUUUUAAUGAUACAAAAGCAUGGAUAGUUAAGAAAUGUAGCGAUGACAUUUAUGAAAUCCAAUUGGAUCAUUCAGUUAUGAGGAGUGGGAAAGAUCUGAAUUACUUUCUUGAUGAUUACUACCAUGUUAGUAGUUAUUAUGAUUCUUAUUCACAUUCUAUCUAUCCAGUUCCUAGUAUGUGGAAGCCAAAUGUAGUUGUUGAUGAUGACGUUGUUUUACCUCCUCUUUGUAAGAGACCAGCAGGACGUCCAAGAACGGAGAGAAUACCUUCUAAGGGCGAAAUCAAGAGAAUUAGGUGCAAUAGGUGUGGGAAGAUGGGAACUCAUAAUCGGAAGACAUGUAAAGAAGCUUUGCUUUAG